Molecule: messenger RNA, 864 nt
Organism: Meloidogyne enterolobii
Lineage: Eukaryota; Metazoa; Nematoda; Chromadorea; Rhabditida; Meloidogynidae
Source: the annotation of a GenBank genome assembly
AUGACUUCCACCACAAGUUGGGCUGAUAUUCAACGACUUGCUGCAGAUUUGCAACGUGUUCAACUUGCUGAGAGCAAUAAACAAAGGUUAACUGAAGCUAAUUGUGUAGAAGUGAUCAGCAUGCUUAUUUCGAUGGGAUCUAUUGAUUUAGUUAUUAGUUCUGAUGGAAAGUAUGUUACUCGAAAACAUUUACAAACAGAAUGUGCAAAUGAAUGCUUUGCUGCGGGAGGCAGAAUUUCUCUUACUGAUUUGGCCUCGCAAUUAAAUGUAAAUCUUGACCAUAUUUCUGGAGCUGUUAACCAAUUAGUUAGACAAAUCGAUCACGAAGAAAUUGAUUUAAAUGUAUCUACUUCAAAUGAUUUUGUUAUUUGUGCAGGAGAACUUAUUCAUCGUGAUUUUAUUAAUGGGUUGUGUGCAAAAUUGAAUGAACAACUAGAAGAACUUGGAACUAUUUCUAUGCUUCAACUUACUCGACAAUGGGAGCUUCCAACUGAACUUCUUAAUCAACAUAUUUUGACGGAAUUGGGCACUGGGAGAAUAUCGGCAAUUCGUUUUGAAGAUUAUCUGUGCACAAAUCGUUAUAUUAAUACAUUGAAAGGCAAAUUCCGUGCUAUACUUAUUGGACUUACUAAACCUUGUCCUCUAACAGAAAUUUAUUCAUAUUUGGCAGUUAGCGAGUCUUUUUUCUUUCUUUUAUUGAACGAAUUAAAUGAUCAAGGGAAAUUACCUGGAAAACUUUUAGGAACAAAAAAUUCAAUUAAAUCGUUAUAUGUGCCUUUUAUUCAUGAAAGAAUGGCUAAACAGUUUAUUUUACAGCGUUUGUCUGAAGAACAUUUUAUUGGUAAGUUGAAUAUUUUCUUUUAA